Schistosoma guineensis is the source of this 2016-nucleotide messenger RNA. NCBI's taxonomy places the organism in Eukaryota, Metazoa, Platyhelminthes, Trematoda, Strigeidida, Schistosomatidae. The record is from the annotation of a GenBank genome assembly.
UAUAGAUAAACACUCCAGUGUCCAUAUCUCAAAGACAAAUAUUAUUUAUUGUUUCCUUGCUUUCUUGUAAUCAUUCCCUUCAGUUCAAAUUCAUAGUGAACAGUAAUGAAAAAUCUCACAGAUAAUUACGGCGAUCACUUAUAUGAAUAUUUUAUCAUGAAAGUGUCUGGAUAAAUACAAACACAAUAAAACAACCGAUGUAUAGUCGAUUGAUUACAUAUGAUAUUAGGAAGUAUGGUUAACUAAUCAUUCAGAUCAAGGUUUGAGAUAGCAUUAAAUGGAAUCAUCGUUUAUACGGCAGCUCCAUUGAUAUAACGAAAUGAUCACCACUAUGAUACUGGCUAAGAACGUUUGAGUUCAAUUCAUAAAACACAGCACUUAUACUGAUGUAUAAUACUUAGUCACAUUUGAUAGACAUUGAUGGACAGAUAAAUUUUGUCGGAUAGAUAGAUAGCUUUAAACAGGAUAGAACGAAUCAGAUCAUUAAACAAUGCUUCUAUGAAUCAAAAUAGCAUAACGAAUUCAACGUUUUAUUUAAAUCAACAUUACAAAGUGAAAUUAUCGACUUGGAACUGUGGUGUGAGUUACUUAUAUCUACAUAAGUAGUAUACAACGAUUGUCAGAUAAAGGAUGUAUUUCAGUGUAAGGUCGAGAAGAAGAAAACGGAAACGAAGAGCAAUUAGUAUGAACAAUGAAAUCUGAAACGAUGGACUGAUAUUUGCAAAAGAAACAAUCAAGUUUAAGACAAUUAAUUGAUAUUUUGCAAAUGAAGUAUUUACUAUUUGGUUGUCAGAUUUUAGUGAGAUGUUCUGUAAUCUUGUGCUCAAAUACGUUCGAUUGUCCCCACUUAUGUUCUUCUUCACUACAAAACCAAUAAUAUAGAAAACACUUAAUUGUUACAAUAAAAUUUAAGAAAAUGAACCAUUCCUAUUUACACAGUCUUCUGUUUACACUCAGUUGUUGGCUAAGACUACUGAAAGAUUCAACUUAUUUUAUUUAUUUAUUUAAACACAUAGAUAUUGGUACAAGGAAGCACCAAAUACAUAUGCGCCACAAAAAUCUCAUUCGAUAUGUGUGAGGGCUGUGAUGCUGCCCGGGUACCCAAACCGAAGCAGGUGGUUUUCUUAGUUGGCCACUCCCCGAGCCUUCGACCUGAAGGUCUGAUCCACAAGGCAGUGGAGCAUCGUAAGGAGAUGCAGUCCCAUGGAAGCCGGUGACCAACAAUUGGUUCAUACGCCAUUUGUUCUCGCAGGAUACUGGAGCCCAUGUGCACCAUUGGUUUGGGAUCCGGUUAAAGCGCCAGACAUUCGCUUUUCGUCCUCUUAUUUUCGCAAACAACACCACGCCACGAUAAGGCAGUGAGUGGGACUUCCCUGGCAGAGGCUAUAUACACGUGGCCAUGUGAGAGCAUUUCGAGAGGGAGAGCGGACUCUUCCCACUUUCGGCCGUACCAGGGCACCUGAUAACUUUUCUAGUUCAAUCAAUAUUGUAAUGUUUUACAAGCAAAAUAAUAUUUUUGAUCAUUUAUGACAUCAGGGAUGUAUAUCUAGUCAGACAUUUGGUAACCAAGACGAAUUUUCACAGUUUUUAUCCGCUUUAAAUAUUGAUGUUCACUGGUCGCAUAGUUGAUCAAUUUUAAAAGCGUUGUCAAGUGAAGUAAUUUUUUUGUAAAAAAAACAAUGUUAUUUACAGAUAUGAAGUCUAAUAACAAUGAAGAAAAGUGCAAUCAAUUUAAAACAUUCCCUGAAGAAGAUAUUAAGGAUCUAGAUGAAUUGAUUGCUAAAAAAUACAUGAAUAUAAAGUCGUUUAACAAUGGACUAUUUAUGUACGAAUUCGCUGUGAGAAAUGUUGAUGAAUUAAUAUCUUUAGCAAAGAAAAUUGGUGCUAUACUAAAAUUUUAAACAAAAUCAUGUUUGAUAGUGUUCAUUACAUUGUAAUAAUCAUAUUAGUUUAGAAAUGUAUUUUUUUAAGAAGAUUAUUGCAUAACUGCAUUGACAUUUAAUUGGUUACUUUAUG